AUUUGCAGCAAUCGAUGACGGUCAUUGCAUCCUUUCAACGCUGCUUGUUGCCAGGAUUAAUCGCUUUAUAAGCAAGCAAUAUAUUUUGCAAUAAAUUAUCAUUAGAAAGUUUAAUCGAAACACAUAAAAGAGCAAAAUGCUUUCGCAACAGUUGCACGCAGUGGUUUGGUUACUUAAUGGAGUCAUUGCACUUUACGCAUAUCCAACUAUAAAUCUACCAUUUCUAUUUGGUUCUUCCGCAUAUGGCGAAAACGCUUACAGAUUCAAAAGGAGCGGCUUGGAAAUACAAUCUGAUGCCGAUGUGUUGGAACUAGAGCACUUGAAGGACCACUAUGGCAGUGAAAACAUAGAAGCCGCUGUACAAUUGCCGUCAAAUUUCGAGCAAACUUUUGUGCCCGAUGUUGGCGCCGGUAAACCAGUUAGCGCUGAACCACUAAGUGAAUCGCAAGAAUUGGAACGUCAAUUGGAGCAAAUGCCUGCUAUUACUACAAAACUAGAGAAGAGCACAACAACAGAGUUUUCGGUGGCACCAGUGGAGCCUGAAACGCGUGGCGAGCAACUGUUACCAGUUGAAGGUGGUGGCGUUCACCGGCCACCCACCCUACAACAUGACAACGGUGGUAAAACACCAGCAGAGGGUGGUGCGGCUCACCAACAGCAAACUGCUGAAAUUGGUGCGGUUAUACCAAAUGGUGGCGGUCCACCUGCACCCUCUGCUAUCAAGCCUUUCUAUGGGGCCGCACGCUUGGCAUUCGGUCAAAAUCCGGAAGUACUUCCAACCACCUCCACAACCGCUACGUCUACUUCCACGAGCACUACAACGUCAACAACAACAACCACCACUACUCAAGCAGCCGUCCAAGCCACUAGCGCAGGCAAAGACACAAAUGCGCCUGAAUCAGAUACACUUCCACUUGACGUUGAGAGUGUCGCCGCCAAUGGGCAAGAAACCGCGCAAACGAAUCCAACAGAGAAAUUGAUCGAGCAAAUUAAACCAACAGCCCAACGUCGUUCGGUGCCCUUAAAGCCACAACAGACCGUCGAAACACUUCUUAAACGUCACAAUGGUCAAUUAUCAGCAUUUGACAUGGCGCAGUACGUGUUUUGGACUGGCGAUGAGGCAGGUGUGGCCCGCGCCGUUGAAGAACUAAUCGAACGGGGAGUGAUGUCACGUGAAAAUGCUCUGGCAUUCCUACGAGAAGUACGCAUUGGUAUUGAGUACCUGCAGCAGUCAUAUACAAAUCGUAUCUUCCCAGAAGCCGGCCUCAAUAUAAACAUAGAUAAGAAAAUGUUUGACAUGCCACAGACUAAACCGGUGGCACCGCCCACUGUCGCAGCAACAAAUGAAAAACCACUGCUUCCUUAUUUACAACUGGAGCGACUACUACAUACCAGCAAUCAAAAUCAAAUGAAACCAGUUGAAAGUGUACCAGUUUGGCCUAAAUUGCCAGUGCUAAACAGUGAAGGGACUCAAGACCUUAAUGAUUAUGAUGAGAACGGCGAAAGAGCUAAGAUAUCGCAGUUCCUGUACAAUGAAUAUACUUUGGAAGACAUUUUAUACAAAUUGGCUAAGAUUAUGUUUUCACAGUCGUUGGCACACGGUUCCGACGAGGCACAGCACGAAUUACAGAAAUUAACUGAUUUCUUGGAACGUGAGGGCAAUCUUGGUGUCAUACCAAUUGAUCUGCAGAAGAAAGUGUUACACAUCUUAUUCCGCGCUCUUUCCGAUACACUGGCUGAACGUCCCGAAUUAUUGUCGGUUGCCAAUGUAAAUCUCGCUAACACCUACAAUCGUCUUCCUCUACGUACUUUAGAACCAUGAAAUGGUCGCAGCAACAAGUGAUUCCACAAUAAUUAAAGUUUUGUGUAAAAACCCCAUUUAUUUAUAAUUUUG
Messenger RNA from Bactrocera tryoni, 1894 nucleotides. RefSeq lists its product as uncharacterized. The record is from RefSeq and is a predicted model, not a curated record. The transcript has 11 exons. NCBI's taxonomy places the organism in Eukaryota, Metazoa, Arthropoda, Insecta, Diptera, Tephritidae. The coding region runs from base 137 to 1822 and encodes 561 amino acids.